Pyrenophora tritici-repentis Pt-1C-BFP is the source of this 2058-nucleotide messenger RNA. Its product is annotated as CcmA, ABC-type multidrug transport system, ATPase component. The record is from RefSeq and is a predicted model, not a curated record. Gene Ontology annotation, molecular function: ABC-type transporter activity; ATP binding; ATP hydrolysis activity. Lineage: Eukaryota; Fungi; Ascomycota; Dothideomycetes; Pleosporales; Pleosporaceae. Gene Ontology annotation, biological process: transmembrane transport. Gene Ontology annotation, cellular component: membrane.
AUGCAGUCUCUGGGCUUCCCGAAGAAUUGGAUCUGGAGGCCCAUUAUGGCGCUUCUCGGUUUCGCCAUUACCUUCUACAUUGGCGCUGGUCUGCUGCUGAAAUUCUGGAACGCAGAAAUCGCAAUGGCGCGUGCCAGGCCAUCGACUGUGGACGCUUCUGCUGGCAAGGAGAAGAUGAGCGAGCGACCUGCCGAAAACGUUAGGACCAUCGACAUUCGCUUGAAUGGGUAUGCGAUGGACGUGGAAAAGCGGUCGUUGCGGAAACGAUGGACGAAGCCUAUCCUCAAGCCGCUCACUGCGGACUUCCAACCUGGAUCCUUGAAUGUAAUCAUGGGGCCUUCGGGUUCUGGAAAAACAUCACUGCUCAACAGCAUGGCAAUGCGGCUCAAAGACGACACAUGGACGCGGUACAAGCUAUUUGGUUCUAUGACCUACAACGGGUUGAUACCCGCGCGAGAAGUCGUACAUUCAAUUUCUUGUUAUGUUACUCAAGAUGAUGACGCCCUUCUCGCAUCCCUAACAGUACGCGAAACGCUCCGCUACGCAGCCGGCCUACGUCUACCAAAAUGGAUGACGAAGGAACAGAAGACCCAGAAAGCUGAGGAGGUUCUCCUGAAGAUGGGUCUCAAAGACUGUGCAGACAAUCUCAUCGGAAACGAUAUCAUCAAGGGCAUCAGCGGUGGCGAGAAACGUCGCGUCACCAUCGCCGUCCAGAUCCUCACCGAACCACGCGUACUCCUCCUCGACGAGCCGCUGUCAGGACUCGAUGCCUUCACAGCGCUGUCUAUAAUGGAUGUGCUGCGCGGUUUAGCACAAGAAGGCCGCACGCUCAUCAUCACAAUCCACCAGCCACGAAGCGACCUCUUCAGUCACUUUGGCAACAUUCUACUUCUCGCUCGCGGCGGCCACCCCGUCUACGCCGGCCCAGCCAAGGACAUGCUACCCCAUUUCGCCAGUCUGGGCCACGAAUGUCCACGACACGUUAACCCCGCUGACUUCGCCCUCGACCUCAUCACCGUUGAUCUCCAGCAUGCAGCCCGCGAGAGGAUCAGUAGACAAAAAGUCCGCAGUCUAAUUGAGUCAUGGAAUGCGGAUCGGUUCCCCAUCGCGCGCACUGGCUCAAUUACUACGCCUGCAGAGCUAGGAAGUAUGGCACGCGAACCAUCGUCCUUUGCUACAGCUUAUUCCAUCCUAAUCCGGCGUGCGAUCAAGAACAUGUUCCGCCAGCCCGAGAUCCUCAUUGCGCGUAUUAUGCAAGUAGUAGGCUUAGGACUCGUUCUCGCACUCUACUUUUCACCGCUCAAGACGGAUUAUUUCUCCAUCCAGAACAGGAUGGGUUUCUUGGUAGAAAUCGCGCCUUUGUACUUUGUUGGCAUGCUUAACAAUGUCUCUAUCUACCCCAUCGACCGCGACGUCUUCUACCGCGACUAUGAUGACGGUAUCUACGGCGUCGACGCUUUCUUCCUCACCUACAUCUCCCUCACCACGCCCUUUGAAAUAAUAAGCUGCCUCAUCUUCUCCGUACUCGCUGUCUUCGCCGUCGGCCUAGAACGCAAUGUACAAACGUAUUUCAUCAUCAGCUUCAACGCCUUCUGCAUCACCAGCUGCGGUGAAAGUCUCGGUAUUGCAUUCAACACCUUCUUCACGCAUACCGGAUUUUCCGUAAACUGCAUGGCCGUCUUCCUCAGCGUCGCGCAGAUCAUGGGCGGUGUCUUGUCGCUCGAUGUACCCCCGUUCUUGCAGGCGUGGAACCAUCUCUCGCCUGUGAGGUGGGCGAUUGGCAAUAUGGCGCCGUUUACGCUGCGUGGUUUGAAAUUCACAUGCGAGGACUGGCAGAGGAUCAAUGGACAGUGUCCCAUACAGACCGGGGAGCAAGUGCUUGAUCUGUACAACUUGGACAAGAACCCGGAGAUGAAUCUCAUGGCGCUUGGUAUAUGCGCAGUCGUGUAUAGGUUUUUGGCGUAUGUUGUUUUGAAGAUGGUUAAGGAGCGGUGGGUUGGGAAGGCGUGGAAGAAAUGUGGAGGGUGGCGGAAGAAGAAGAAUCCAAUUGAGAUGUAA